Molecule: messenger RNA, 5118 nt
Organism: Anopheles gambiae (African malaria mosquito)
Lineage: Eukaryota; Metazoa; Arthropoda; Insecta; Diptera; Culicidae
Exons: 6
Coding region: 609-2528 (639 amino acids)
Source: RefSeq, a predicted model, not a curated record
CCGAACAUUACCAAUCGUCGGUUCCGGGUACCGCGGUCUACUCCGACACUCACACACAAACGCACGGACACCGCUCUCAACCCGUUCCGUUGAGCGCUGUGCAAUCGUGGUGCAAAGGAAACCAAAGUAAGGUGUGCAGUGACAGCGAGCGACGACGGCAACCAAGGGCAGCUGCACAGGGAUGCCGUAAUGAAGUGCAUACUCAACGGAAGCAGCAUUAGCAGCGCCGGCAAUGAUGAUGAAGCGAGCAGUUGACAUGCAGCAAGUGCAACGAAGUGAAAGAAGGCAUUCAAUCGUGGUGAUCGGUUCGAAGCUGUCAGAAAUUCAAUCGAACCCGAACAACGUUGCCCUGGAAGCUGGUGUGGUAUAAGGCAGCAAAAAAAGCAACCAAAACGUAGUCCUUUGCUGUGUGUGUCUGUGUUUGCGCUUGAAGCUGUGACAGUGUAACGGUGAAUUUUCGCUUUCGGGUGAGCUUUUUGUUUUUCCAGCGGUGGUUGUGCAAAUUGAAAACAAGAAAAAAGGGGUAUUAAUUCUGUGCUGAUCAGUGGAAAAUAUAAAUCAGUGAAGUUAGGUUUCACUUCCCGGUUAAAGGAAAGUUGAUCGAUAAAAUGGGAGGUAACAUUGGAAUAAUGUCGACGGUGGCGGCUUUACCGGUAGUUAUCGUGCUGCUACUAGUGACAAGGAUGUCAUUGUGUGUGCCGACACAUUUCAUGGAGAUGGAGCAACACUUUCGCAACAGCAUCGAUCUGGACGCGGAGCAGACGGAAGCCCGGUACGAUCAGGAGAUGCUUUCCGACAUCAUUAACGAUAACGAUCGCGGUGAGCUGCAGAAGGCGGAAUCUUGUUUGGUCGAUGACUACAAGUACGACCAUGGCCAGAAGAUACAACGACUGGAUCCGUGUGAAAUUUGUCUCUGCAUUGACGGGGAAAUAUUCUGCUGGUGGAAACAGUGCGAUUCUUUGGCGAAAACAGUAGAUGACGCGGAUCCACAAAUCAGUUCACCUCAGCAAGCACCCAAGAGUGAUCAAACGUCAACGGAAUUGAUCUCCGAAGCGUCAACUGUCAUGAGCACAGCGUAUGAAGCAAAAUCAAAAUCAUCCUUUGACGCCGUGGCCACAGAAGACAAUAGGAACGGAGCUACACGGCUCGUGCUUCCAGAUUCGCUUAGCGACGGCGGAACAACAGUCAUAAGCAGCACCUUGCCGAUUUCAACACCCGCAUCGAGAGUGUCAGACAGCGAUCAUAGCUCCUCGGAGACGGUAACGCAUCACGGAUCGGUGCACACUACGGAUGUGCUGGAUGGAAUACCAAAGAACAUUUUAAGCUUUCCACAGACACCACCAAUCAUGAUGUAUCGUCCGGUAUCGAUGGGUCCCAUCACGGCCACCACGUCGAGGGAGGGAAAGUAUACGGACGGUGGUCGCAAGGUCACCAAGGUCGGGUCGGCGGCAACGGGAGUUCGAAAGGGGAAAGCCGGUACGUUGGGACACAAAAAGUUGAAAGAACACAAAAAGAAUCUCCUGAAGGGGAAGUACGAAGGGGAAUUUUCGUACGAAUUUGAUCGCAAACCGACAGUUUCGAUUGCGAGUGACGCACUGCCGAAGAUGUCCGAGAUCGACUCUAGCAGAGAAGGUGACAAGUUCCGUGAUCAGUCAGUGGAAGUAACCGAGAGAAACAACAAUGCACCAGAUGGCAAGAAUGGGCCAGAACAGGAGCAGCAACAGUUCGGCGGGUACGGUUAUGGGAUGAUCCACGAGUCGGAGUCCGAGCACCGACAGCCAACGGUUCCGAUGCGGUCGCAUGAUCGGGAUGUUCCACAGCACUACAUAAUCACCUCGUCCGGGCAUGUGGAGAUGUUUGACGAUAGUGGAGCGAUGGCAGGACCUGAGCUUGGGACCGAAAACCAUGGCGACGGACUUGAGAAGCAACCGUAUCGGGAUGUGCUCAGCUUCGAUGGACGAGUAUCGUCCCGUGUGACUCAGGAUCAAGCGACAAACGGUGAUGAAGAUUCCGACGUUACGGAUAGUGACGAAGGGGACGAUGAGGAUGAGCGGCUGGAUGACGUCGGUGCCGUUGCGCCAGCGAUCAUGCUUACUACAAACGUCACCCAGGGCAAGUACAGUCUCGGCGAGGGAUUGCAUUCGACGCAGCUGCCUCCGUCACCGUCGUCGGUAAUUGAUAUCCUCAACUCAACAACGCUCGAGACGACGGACUAUGUCGAUGGAACGAAUCACUCCGAGCUGAUCUACCCGGAAGUCCCGUCCAUGAGCAGUAGUGGUGGUAGCAGUAGUAUCAGUAGUAGCACUAUCACACCACCGACCACCAGACAGGAUCAAAGUGAACAGCACUGCGUUGUUAUGGGCGUUACCUAUCCGGUGGGGGCAGUGCUGAAACAGGAAACGGGCAACUGUCUGCAGUGUGUGUGUGUCGCCGGUCCCGAGAAUGAUCCCGCUCCAAGGGUUACCUGUACGCCCCUGAACUGUCCACCCUUGAUACUGCCGGAUAUUCUGGAUGGGGCAGGAUUUUAAGUGGAGAUGGGAGCAAUCAUACACAAAAUAGGAACAAGAUGCAAAAUGUAAUGGCAAAGUAAAUCUUGAUAAUUCAUCGCAGCUAACAUCUUCGCGACUGAUCACUCAUGACACACUCCAACAAGGGGAAAGAGGAAAGGGUCUUGGCAAAAAGUAUAUCUAAACGUCACCAUCUAGCCGCAACACAGUGAGGUAAAACUGUUGGAAUGAGUUAGACAAAAAAAAAACAGGGGAUAAUUACAUACAUAGCGGAUCAAACUUUUUAGCGUAGUGUUGGGAAGAAUGGAAAGCAGAAGAAUAGAGCAACAACAACAACAACAACAUCAACCAAAACAAUAAGCUAGUCUGCAACAAACGGACACACAAUAUCGAAGAAAAAAUAUCACACCGAUAAGGGCUCAAACUGGGCUGCCCGGAAGGAAAUAUAUCAAAUGGUAGUGUAGAGCAAAAAACAAAACAAAACUUUCCAAACGCUAGCACUAGUGAUACUAUUAGACGAAGGUGCAGUUUAGUGUAGCGAUAAGCCGGAGUGUUUUACGUUAAGCAAACAUUUCCGUUUCCGUUCGUCGGGCCGGCAGAUCGAGCCGUUCUCGAUUAGAUCAGUAGCAAAUCUGUCAGAUUGUUCGUUGUGAAUAUAUAAAACUUGUUCUUACUUGCCGAACGGUGACAGCACUUUGGCACACAGCCAUUCGACACAGCUCAACACGAUAGGAAGCGUAUUAUGAAAAGCUGCAACAAAAUAGACUUAAAAUGUACACUCACCAAUAACACAACGUGGCUCAAGCAAACUGAAGGUAAACUUUUCGUUUCAACCAAUCUGCAAAGUAUUAAUUACAGAUGGGCAGGAAAUAUAAACCGAAAACCGUAGCUUUUUGGGUGAGAUUUGUUUUAUUAAGAGUCUAAGGCAAAAAAAAACAGAACACUCCCUCAAGCAUAUUCUCUCAUAGCAAAAACAAAAAAAAAAGUUUCACGAAGGACUAUUAAAAUGAGAUUACCGGUGCAAAAGCUCGGCUAAAACCUCAUCUACACGAUGGCUUCAGUGGGGUUUUCGCUUGGACGUAGGAUUAAACGACAGAAUAUUGCGGAUGAACCCAUUUCCUUCUUCCUUUCCGUUUCUAUCGGUUGGUCAGCCUCUCAUUUGGAAACGGUCACGUACGUCACGAUUUGUUUGAAUGGCGACAAAACGGUGGUUAGUAUGGAAUGGGAAGCGUUUUGAAAGAUAAGAGUGUAGGUGUGUGUUGGAAAGGAACAUAAAAGUUUAGUGGAACAUUUAAAUCGGAAAAGGAUACUCCGAUGAUUUAUGUGACGAAACGAGAUAUUCUCCUUACGAAUUGUUGGCUUAUACACAGCUUUGAGGUUGUAUAAUUUCAAAAUGAAUUACAUAUAUGUUGUGUUCAUUAAAAACGUUUUCAAACCGGAAAGUAAUAUUAUGAAGAAACAAACGAAUUUUAGUCUUCCAAUACAUUUGUAAACCGAAAAUCCUGAAAUGGUUAGCUUGAUUGGCACUUAUCCAGCAAUUAGUUAUCAAAUGAAAAGCUUACUUGAUUUACAUUCAUUGAACAAUGGUUUCUUAUCUAUUACUGCCCACUCACACACUCUCUCCAUACUACAGUGAGCUACAACAGUAAGCUUAGAACUGGUGAGGACAAAAUGGAAAAGCCGAGUUUAUUGAAUCAAACAUUUGAUGUAAAACAAGUAUAACUAAGGACCUAUACUCUUUAUAACCUACCACGUAUAUACAUACUUAGAAUAGUUCAACAAAGAAGGGUAAGGAACUAAGGACAUUAAGAAGCGAUCGAGAGUUCUCUGUAGACACUAACCCAUCCCGUAACCCGUGUGUUAUUCAGGUCGAAUGUUUUCUGUCCUGUUGGCAUCGGACUCUCUACAGACAGCUUGAGUGAAGGCAGCUCAUAAAAAAACAAAACAAAAACAAAUAGUUUGACAACCCCUUACAUUCCCCGAGACACGUAGAUCGCAGAUGGCAAGAUGAAUUUGUUCUUAACUGUACUGUGCGCCCGUGUUGGGUGUUCUAGCGCGUUCGAGUUCAAUCACUCGUGUUAGUAGUGUAAUUUUCUUGCAGUUUAGUGCAUUUUUCCCCGUCGAGCAGUGUACAAGACUCGAUAGUGGAAAGAGUAGGGAUGAAAGGCGUGGUGAAAUAUGACAGCCAGAAGAAUCGACAGGAAGACAACAACAACAUAAAGAAACACAUCACGUACGGAUCAAAGGAUCGACUAUUUAUCCAAUGAAUGGUAAUUAGGGAUGAAGAAAAUUGUACUCGAUAUAUUAUAUAUAUACACGCAUACAUACAUACAUGCAUACAUUCAUACAAUACGGUGGUUAUGAUAUGAAACACUUAGUACAGUGGGUGUGGGUAAUGGGCUGAAUCCCGAUACAUUCUUGAUGGUAGUUUCGGUGCAUUGUAUUGCAGCCUAACGAUUGCCGAUCGCUCCUUGGAUGUGUGAGUGUGUAUGGACAAUGUGCUGGAGCAAAUGGGAGUUCCGGUGCGGUCGGGGUGAAGCAAAGUGAAAGUGUUACGUUAUUUACGAAAAAUAAAUCGAAGAUUUCUGAGAAAACUUACCGAGGACCGUGA